AUGGUCCAUUUCCCCGGAACGGAAUAUCGAUCGCAUACAUCCUGCAUCAGCGAAGCCCAGAAAUAUCAGGGACAUCUGUACCGGCCCGAGAAAGAGAAGGGCAAGGGCAAACGGAAAUCCAUGAACGGCAACAACGGAGGGAUGGUGCCCAGAGGCGCGUACGUGGAGGAUGCAGUCGACGGAGACGAGAUGAAUGCCGUCGCGGUGAUUGAUGUACCACCCAGGGCACCGACUCCACCGCCUGCUCCGGAGGCUUUGCCAGAGAAUGUCAAUGUGUUUGACUUUCUUGUAAGCGACGCGACCCCGAAGGGAGCUGUCCAGGCGCCGAGUGAGAGGAGGAUGUUGGAGCAUGCCACCCCGUAUGGCAAUGCGUCGCAGUAUUCGCAAUACUCGAAUGGCAAUGGCUCGCAUUACUUGCAGCACGGCUAUUCGUACGGAGACGCGCCUCUGCAGUCCAGCCUCGAUCGCUACGACUCGUGGCACAACUUCGAUUCCCAACAGACGCAAGCGUCCAUGGCCCCUCCUCCCUACGUUACCCCCAAGCCCAGGAAGGAGAAGAAGGACAAGCGUGGUACUGAGAAGAGCGGUAGCAAGAGAAAGCGAAAUGUGGAUGACCUGGAUCUUUCAAGUGUGAAGCGGCCGGUCUCACGAGACGAAGCAAUGACGGAUGCGCCCAUGACUGCUGGAAAGACAUUGCAUUCGGGCCUCACCGGUGGCCUGAGCAAGCUUAUCACUGAUCCAGGUUUCUACGAGGACCGCAUUGAAGCUGGACCAACGCCCAUAAGCCCCAUCAAGCGCAAUAAGCGCGAGAAGGAGGUGAAGGAGGUGAAGGAGAAGGUGAAAGAGGAGCGCAGGAAAUCUUCAUACGUCAGCAGCUGGAAUGGCUCCAAAGCGCCUUCCAGCAAGCACGGGGCCCGCGAUCGCUCUCGGAGCCCCGAAGCCAGCCGUCAUGCCGACAAGCACCGCAGAAGUCAGCGCGAGGCCUCCUUCUCAUCCGAAGACCGGUCACGAGUGAGUCGGCGAAAGGCCAUCGAAUACCCAGACCGGCCAGGCUCAGUCCAACCAUCCUCCAGUAACCAGGUGGUCUCGUACCGAUCUCGCGCCGAACUCUUCCUAUCCUUCAUCAACAAGGGUCCCGAAAGCGAGCGCGGCUGUUCCAUCAACAAGGCCCUCAAACGCUACCACCGCGAGCGAGACGUGAGAGGUGAGGACAAGGAGGAAGAAGACAAGGAACUCUGGAAAUCUCUGCGUCUGAGGAGAAAUUCUCGCGGCGAGACUGUGCUUUUCGUCUGA
Molecule: messenger RNA, 1293 nt
Organism: Lecanosticta acicola
Lineage: Eukaryota; Fungi; Ascomycota; Dothideomycetes; Mycosphaerellales; Mycosphaerellaceae
Source: the annotation of a GenBank genome assembly